Messenger RNA from Nilaparvata lugens (brown planthopper), 4160 nucleotides. Its product is annotated as chondroadherin. Bases 452 to 1618 code for a protein of 388 amino acids. The transcript has 6 exons. NCBI's taxonomy places the organism in Eukaryota, Metazoa, Arthropoda, Insecta, Hemiptera, Delphacidae. The record is from RefSeq and is a predicted model, not a curated record. Gene Ontology annotation, molecular function: protein binding.
GUUCUAAUCGAGUCGUCACCGCGAGAAGAUGUAGUCGCAGAACAAGUCUCGGUCUCUAAUUUAGGCUUCGGCCUAAUUAGAUGAAAAAAUCUCCUUGUUAUUUUUAUUUUGUAUGAAUUAAAAGCAUGUUGUUUAAAAAAUAGUACCGUAGUUGAAAUGUAAGCGUGAGUGAUUGUGAGUGCCGAUUUAUUUGUUAAAUUUUCAAUUCAAUGAUCAAUACAUCGUCAUUGAAAUAUUGCAGAUUGAAAACAACGUUAACAGGAGCUGCGUUCGAGGCCAGUCACACGUUUUUACUUCAAAGAACUGAUUUCCUUUACAUGAUGGGAAGAAAGCGAGCUUGAACUUCUAAUAUUACGUAACAUGCUGAGAAGGGCAAAUUCGCUCAGCAGAAUUCAAUAGACCUCAGUUCAAAUGCUAUAGCUUGAUUCAAAAAUUUCAUCAGGACAUAGGAAUGGGCGCCGCUCUAGUGAUAGGACUUAUGCUACAAAGUGUAUCAUCACUCACAUGUCCACAAGAAUGUAUCUGCCUUUCUCAAUCACAGGUCCUUUGCAACACUGGAGGUCUUACCGAGAUUCCUCUGAAGCACCUUCCACCGACAGUGGAGCAUCUUUCAUUGACCAAAAACACAUUUCCAAUAAUCAAAAGCGACGCAUUUGCCGGACUGCGCAGUCUCAAGAAGCUGUCACUUGAUGGCAACAACAUCACAACCAUCAAACCAUUUGCCUUCAGGGGACUUCCUAAACUCCGAGAACUAUCCAUUCAACACACACCACUGGCCACUGUCGCACAAUUCGCAUUUGCUGGACUCCAGAACAUUACCGCUAUACUUUUAGGGCACAACAAGAUCCAGAAGGUUGAGGGAUUCGCGUUUGCUGGGACGUCGAAUGUCAGGUUGAUAUUGUUAAGUAGUAACCCCAUUCAGAAGAUAGAAAGCUCUGCAUUUUCUGGACUGACAAACAUCGAGCAUCUGAUUCUACCUUCGGGGAUCAAAGUUUUGGAACCAGACGCUUUCACGAAUCUGGAUGCAGUGGGACUGAUCAAGUUGCCCUUCAUGGAUUUGGGUAGCUUGCAGAAACACACGUUCCGCGGGCUCACACACGUGCACGUUUUGUCCAUACAGGAGUCCGAUUUAGGAGUGAUACAAUCGGGUGCCUUUGAAGGCAUGACCCACAUUGGCAGCCUGAAUCUGCUCAACAACAAAAUCGACGCCAUUCAGGAGCUGCACAUCCACAACUCCAACAAAGUGAAGAUCAUGAGGUUGCAUGGCAACCAUCUGCUAGAGACCCCGGCUGCAGGGGCUGUGGUGAUCCAAGGCGUCGAGAGCCUCAGUGUGGUAUCCAACCAUUUCCCCUGUGACUGCCAUGUGCAUUCCCUCCUGGAAGGUCCCCUAGCAAACGCUUCCCAUACAGAGUUUGCCAACAAGAACUUCUGCAUCUCUCCGAUGGAGGUGAAUGGCAAAGCAAUCGCAGAACUCGAUUUGGAGUCUAUUGGAAGAUGCCAGGAAGAGGUGACCAGAGGAAACCUGGAAGCGUCACUUUCUAGCUCCAGUUGUAUCGUGUGUCAUGUUACACUUCUUGUCUACACGUUUAUUUUCACAUUUCAAUCAGGCAGCAGAUGAGUUAUUGCAGUGUAAUCCUACUUUAUCGAUUAUCGACUCCACAUGGGGACAACAAGACUCUAAUAACUAAAUAUUUUUCAAGGAACAGAUUAAGUUUUUGUAAAGUGGAAUUCUACUUUAAUUCUUUCAUGUAAUUUGAGCAAAACUCGGUAAAUGAGUUAACUUGAUGAAACUGACUUGAUUUUUUAUUUAGUGAAACUAUAAUCUCCAUUAUCAUCAAUAUGAUAAUUUAUUCAAGACUCUCAUGAAAAGACUAAGUUGAUGAAACCAAUAUGAUUAUUGUUCAUUCUCAAUUCUAAAUUCAUUGUGUUGUUGAGUCUAUGUACAGUAAAAUUUCAAUUUUCAAUGUAAAAAAUAAUCAAGACUUGAAUGAAUGGAUACUUUGUGGAAUAUGAAAGACUAUUAUGAGUACUAGGAUGAGAACUAUAGUGAGGUCCAUGUUAUAAUGGCAGUGUUUGUUUAGCAAUGGUAUUGCUAUCCUUGUCUAUCAUUCAACAAAGCGAAUAGCGCUAUCUCUGUCUCGCUUUGCUCUGUUGCCAGAUCGUCUUUUAACAAUGUAGAAUUAAUAAUAAAUUAACAAAAUAUUUAAUAUUAAUUAUGAAAAUUCAUUAUGAAAUUAUUUAAAAAUAUAAUUCAUUGCUUGAAAAAAUAUAAUUUAUUAUUUUAAACGAGAAUGAACAAUUAAUAUUACAUCAAUAAACCUGUAUCAGUUGCCGUUGAAAAGGCAUUGACAAGACAGCGAGGAUCGUCAACGUUGUUCUCCUAUCUUUCUCAACUGCCAUUAUAACGUGGACCUCACUAUAAGAGGAUUCAUUAUUCGGAUUUUGGAGUGCUAUUUUUCAAUCCAGCACGACUUUGUUACCUAGCGACAUCUAUGUGUACCUAAUAUAAAUUAUUCUACUACUAAAUCAUGUUGCUAGACAAUUAAGUCAUGCUUAGCCAAGAUUAGAUAAGAGUUGAGGAUUUGAUCACAGAUAACUUUCACGUCUCAAAAGUUUGAUGAAGUUAUGAUGUAUGAAUAGCUGAUGUGUAAUUUCAACAAUGUAUUUAUAAUUGAGAUCACUUUGUAUAUUAUAUUAGUUUCAAAAAUAAGGAUAGGAAAGUGUGUUUGAGUGCUCAAUUACUAGAAGUGCUCAUGCUUGUAUACAAACAAGAUACUUUCGAUCCUUUCAUGACUUAUACAUUGCUUCGAAUAUAUAAAAAUAAUGGAUCAAGAUUGUGUUAUGAUUUGAAUUCAAUUGUAGACUAGGAAAAGAAAACUUUUCUUGCAAACAUCUCUAUUCUUCAAUCAUUGCAGAGAAAAUUUAGAACAAAUGAAUUCCUAUCAUAAACAAUUGAAGAAUCUUCUUUCAAGCCAAGUUUCAAAUAAAUCCUAUCGAUUCGUGGGUGAGAUUCAAGCUGAAAAUAAAUUCAGCAAGUGAUUACUGAGAAAUUUUCAAAUUUAACUUUUUGGAACGUAAGGAAUAAAAUGCAUUGAAGAUCCAAUUUAUUUCAAUCUGUAUGUUAAAAAAAUUCUCAAAGUGAGAGCAAUUUCCUUGAAUUGAGAUCUCAUCAGCUAUAAUUCAUAAAAAUAAUCUACACUUUAUAAAAUUCUUCAAUUUAGGCAUUGCCUCAACUAUUUUGGUUAUCCUAGCCCUGGGCAUAAGAUAUUAUUGUAUCUUAUUUGGAAUCUGAAAGCUCUCUCCAAUAAUACGUAUUCUGCGCCCUUCAACUUCAUUUUAGGUAAGACAUAAGAAGAAACUAUGCAACAUCAAACAUAACUGAACACUUUAUUUAACCAUCUCCUCUUUUCUAUUUUUCUACAACCUGAACUAUAUUAUGAUAUUUAUCCUAUGUAAUAGGACUUUGAUAGAGUAAUUCAUGAUAAAUUCAACCAUGUAUAUUGAAUAGUGUGUUACCAAAAUUGAAGCAAAUGUAAAUAAUAGCUUAUAAAUUGAAUUUAUGUAUACUAUAUGAAAUAAAACAUUAUAAUGAAAAAUGGAAAACGCCUAUAUGUAAAUAGCAUUAUAUAGAUAUUAUCUUACUAUUACGACAAUUAUAAAUUAAUAAUUGUGUUGAUGGUUUCUGAGUUCUAAGAACAUUCUUGUUAAAACUGCGAUGCUUUUGUUCACAAUUGAAUGAAUUGAUUAUGAUAAUUUAACAAAAGAUCGAAGAAUUUCCUAUUUCAAUAAGUUAUCGAUCACUAUAUGAUCACAGUUAUGAUUUUUCAUCAUUCAAGCAGAAUAUUCAUCACAUAUUCUACUUCACGAGAAAAAUUAUCGAGUUUUUACAUUUCCUCUGAAAAUAUUUCAAGGAGUUGAUUCAAAAUUUAUUAAACAAUUCGAGAGUUCCAAUUUUAACUUUUCAAUGUUGAUGAACGAUGCUUCUCACAGGAAUACUUGAUUUGAAACUGAUCGAACUUGGUUGUAUUAUAUGAUCUUUUCAGUUUAUGUUAUUCUGUUGAAAAUUUUCUAUUCGAUGCAACAAAUAUAUUACAAACGUUUUAUGCAACAGAUAUUUGAUAACUGUUAUGUGAAAAUAAAGAUGAUGUAUUUGUUGAUUU